Molecule: messenger RNA, 625 nt
Organism: Condylura cristata (star-nosed mole)
Lineage: Eukaryota; Metazoa; Chordata; Mammalia; Eulipotyphla; Talpidae
Product: immunoglobulin iota chain-like
Exons: 2
Coding region: 1-621 (206 amino acids)
Biological process (GO): immune response; immunoglobulin production
Source: RefSeq, a predicted model, not a curated record
AUGGCCCGGACGCCUCUCCUCCUGGCGCUGCUGUCCCUCUGCACAGGUUCCCUUUUGCAGCCUAUGCUGACCCAGCCGCCCUCCCUAUCUGUGGCUCCUGUGGCCACAGCCAGACUCACCUGCACCCUGAGAAGUGACAUCAACGUUGGCAGCUAUGGCAUAUUCUGGCUUCAGCAGCAGCCAGGGCGCCCUCCCCGGUACCUCCUGUACUACAAGUCAGACUCGGAUAAGGGCCAGGGCGCCGGGGUCCCCAGCCGCUUCUCUGGGGCCAAAGACACCUCAGCCAAUGCAGGGGUCCUGGUCAUCUCGGGGCCACAGCCAGAGGACGAGGCUGACUACUACUGUGAGCUGUCCCACGGGGGUGCUUCUCACAGUGACACACCCAGAGGGAAAGUGGAGCAGAAACCUCAGCCUGCUCCGGGCCAUGACCUUGGCUUUCCCUGGUCUCACAUCACCUCAACACCCCCACUGUCCUUAGGGGCGCCUCCCCGCCCCAGUGUCUGUCCUCCCGGUUUUCCGAACUCUCGGGACACACGGAAACAACAGUGCCCGACACACGGAAACAACAGUGCCGUGAUGUUACAGAAACUUUGCCUCGUUAUCAAUGUUUUAAAAUUCUGAAUAA